Molecule: messenger RNA, 2625 nt
Organism: Cherax quadricarinatus
Lineage: Eukaryota; Metazoa; Arthropoda; Malacostraca; Decapoda; Parastacidae
Source: RefSeq, a predicted model, not a curated record
AUGGAGGCUCUGCAGAUACAGAAAGAUCGAGAAAAUAAUGCAUUGGGUCUCCACCUUCGUGGAUUGGAAGGUAACACGAGUUACCUCAAGUAUAUUAGGAAAAGUUUUGGUUUCAAGAAAUUUGUUAAACAGAUAGGCUUUUGGUCAAUGGCUCUCAGGAUGUGGUUGGUUAGCCAAGGAUUAUUUAGUCCCGUAGCUCGAUUCCUAUCGCACUCAGUUGAGAUCCGUGAUUCGAUCUCCGGUACAGUAGGAGUGAAGUUACCAUCACUGCCUUGUGAGAAGACCCGGGACUGCUGGCAGUACACAGAGCCACUGUUAGAGUGCCACGAGGGGCAGUGUUCGUGCUCUCCACCGUUCUGUUGGAUCUAUCACUAUGAGGUCAGCGAGCCUUUCUCCGCCAAGUAUGUCUUCAACUGCGGCACCUGCGGAGUGUUGGGGUCAUGGUGCAACGCCAGCAUCACCUGCGACUGGCCUGGGGUGUGCUGGAGUGACAACUACUGCCACUGUCCCCGUGGUGAAAACCAGAACAACCUGUGCGUGACGACGGACACGUCCUGGACCUACAAGAUGGUGCUGAUUGGUCUGGCACUUAUCGUCUUGUUUACCUCUGUCCUCGUCGCCUACAACUGUUAUGUCAAUCCACCAUGGAGACAGACGGAACCCUGGUGUUGUGGCCUGUGUCCUGGAGCCCAGGGAGUGGAGCGUCGUCAUUCAACGCAGAAGACUCCAGCAUUCACCAUUCAAAGCCAUUACGCAAGUCACGAGUCCGUUUUGUCGUCCAGGGCCUCCAACGACCAAGGAACGAGAUCUGAAUCUAAUGUCGGAGGAAGAACUUCCCGAUGGCGUCUCCGUUCCAUCUCACAAGGUAGCCACGAUAAUGAAGGCACGUCGAGCAUAUCUUCCGUGUCGACCGCCGUCACCAGUGUAAGCCAGGCCAGCACCGAGACUACUAGUGAUGGUGUUGCUCCUGCCACUGCUACUUCUGAGCCUCUUGCGGUGGACGGCGACGAUCAUGAGCAAGUCUUUACCAUCAACCUGAAUGUUUCUUCGGAGACGGUGAAUUUCCAGGCUCCCUCGGAGGAUAGCAGGAGUGAUGACGAGUCGUCUGUGGGGUCGUUAAAUAGCUGUUCUCACGAGAGGUGCUCGUUAUGUCUGCCUAAAGGACCCAUGACACGACCUUCCAGCGUCGUCACCCCUAACAGCUUAGCCUCGGGAAAUAAAUCCAUGUUACACCACUUCCAGACACGAAAUUCAAUGGACACAAAUAUUUAUAUAGAAUCUACUCAUCUUUAGGUUAUGAUAUUAUUAGUCCUACUUGUUUUGUUCCAAUAUCGUCAAAAUAUUGUGAUUAAUGUAGAUAAAUGAAUCUUCACUAUGGAGCACCUAUGUUGCUAUCCAUAAGGUUGGUCUUGAAAGCCACUCUCCUACAUAUGUGUUAUUUAUGAGAGGGGUUGUAGGAAAGGUCGCGAAUGACUUCCCAUAUCUGAGAAAGGGCGUGAAUAACUCCCGCCACUCUUCCCCUUUCUCUACACGCCUACUAUUCGUUAUUGGUUGUGAAUGACAGAAUAUACUGUUCUCUCAACAUACGUUUAGUGACACCAACGGCCCCAUCAUUCAAGCUUUCGACUCUUAGUCCUCUCCAGCAGGAAUUAGUUGUUUAAAUUUAGAACACUCCUUCAGUAACUUCCACAGUUUUUUGUCUAUACAGCCUUGCACCUCACCGCCUCUAUUGCCUUGCCACAACAGCGGUGAUCUGAGAUGAUCCAUAAAAACUGUAUUCUUCAAACCUUGUUUGGGUUUCUGGUCUUCUUAUCGCUGUAGUGUUCAGGAGACUACACUCUACCGCCUUCGUAUCGCACACACGUCUCACUCAUGGGUAUUUCAUGGAGAAGCGCCCAGCGCCGCUCUGUGAGAAUUGUCAAGUUCCGCUGUCAGUUCACCACCUACUAAAAGACUGUCCUGUGUUAUCAGUGGACACGCAGAAUUUACCUCCGGCGUCGUCACCGCUCUAACACACUAUCUGUAGACGAAUGGUUCAGAGAACUGACAAGUUGAUAAAUUAGACCCAUGUGCAACACUUGGGUAUAUUUAAUGAGGAAACGUUUCGCCCCACAGUGGCUUCAUUAGUCCAUACAAAGGAGAAUGGUGAAGAACAGGAGUUUGAGGUAAUCAGUCCCUCAGCCUUGAUGUGAUCAGUCAUGCCUAACCUUUAGGCAUGACCUACUUCCACAUUUGGAUUAGUUAAAUGUGAUACCACCUACGACUGCUUCACCUCACCUGCCUAUAGUAUAUAAGCCACUUCUUCUCACAUAUGCUGUAUUCUUUUCAAGAUUGAUGGACUAAUCACAUCGACUCAAGGUUGAGGGACUGAUUACCUCAAACUCCUCCUGUUCUUCACAAUUCUCCUCUGUAGGGACUGAUAAAGCCACUGUGUGACGAAACGUUUCCUUAUUAAAGAUACCCAAGUGUUGCACAUGUGUCUAAUUUAUCACACUUUAUCUGGCUUCCUCGCUGACAGCCCCACCUUUGACGUAGACUCCCUCUUUGACUUUUUUGUCAGUGAGACCUUGAUCACACCAACUUGAUUACAUUUUCCCUUUAGCGCUCCCAUCUACCCAUACUGAC